This is a messenger RNA of Pelobates cultripes (western spadefoot toad), 216 nucleotides long. Lineage: Eukaryota; Metazoa; Chordata; Amphibia; Anura; Pelobatidae. The record is from the annotation of a GenBank genome assembly.
AUGACCAAGAUGGUGGAUGAUUCUUGUAACCCAGUGCCUCGUCCUAAGCAACUGACUCUGCUGGAGAAGCUAGACACUCUGUGCAACCUUUCGGUCCACACUAGCCACAAGCCUGCUGGAGCCAACCUUGCCGCUUACAACAGGGCAACCUGCGACUCCUGGGCGAUGCUAUGGCGCAGCACAGUCACCAAAAAGGAAGAAGCAGGUGCCACGUAA